This is a messenger RNA of Colossoma macropomum (tambaqui), 2207 nucleotides long. It is a transcript of the gene zic5, whose product is annotated as zic family member 5 (odd-paired homolog, Drosophila). Gene Ontology annotation, molecular function: DNA-binding transcription factor activity, RNA polymerase II-specific; RNA polymerase II cis-regulatory region sequence-specific DNA binding. Gene Ontology annotation, biological process: central nervous system development; regulation of transcription by RNA polymerase II. Gene Ontology annotation, cellular component: nucleus. The transcript has 2 exons. Bases 132 to 1619 code for a protein of 495 amino acids. The record is from RefSeq and is a predicted model, not a curated record. Lineage: Eukaryota; Metazoa; Chordata; Actinopteri; Characiformes; Serrasalmidae.
GAGCAAGCAGAGUUAGAGGCAGGACAAAAGAAGUUAUAUAGACGGCUAUAUACAUACAUUUGAAUGUUUUCGAGAGCGUGUAGUGGGGGGAAAAAAACAAUAGGAGAGAGUGCGGACAUGACAGUGUAGUUAUGGAGCCCCCUUUGAGCAAGAGGAAUUCGGCGAUAAGAUUAGCGGAUUUGGCAGCGACUCAGCCCCUUCCUCAUCAGAAUAUGACAGGCUUCCCGGGGAUAGGGGGGCAUCACCCUCACUCCCACCAUGCCCACCUCCACCCUGGGGAGAUGGGCAACGACCCCGGAGUGGCUCUCACUCCAUUUGGACCCGAGCACAUGGCACAGACAAAUGCUCUCAAACUUAGUCCAUCUCAGCCCAUUCAAAGCCACCCCGAAGCCCAGACCGCGGCAUCUUUCACUUCUUCUCAGACCACAGUUGGUUUCCCCGUGGCUCACCCCCACUCAGGCUACGCAAGCAGCAGGGACUUCAUCCUCAGGAGAGAGCUCUCAGCCUCUGCUAUGCAUGCACUUGGCGACCAGCAUAGUUCCGCCUCCUCCCCUCAUCACCAUGGCAUGUUCAUUUCCCCAACAGGUGCUUAUGGGCACACGGAAGGUGGUGCCCAUCCACUUUUCACUGGACUUCACGAGCAGGCGGCCCCAGGUGCCCACCACCAUGCUCUCAACGGCCAGAUGCGCCUGGGUCUGCCGGGGGACAUCUACGGCAGGCCAGAACACUUCGGCCACAGGCCCGAGCACUAUGGACCGUCUUCACUGCACACCUACAACUCCAUGAACUUAAAUGUGAACAUCGCUUCAGCUCCUCAUGGAGCCACGGGGGCGUUUUUGAGGUACAUGAGGCAGCCCAUCAAGCAGGAGCUCAUCUGCAAGUGGAUUGACCAGGAGCAGACGGCGAAGAAGCCCUGCUCGAAGACCUACAGCACCAUGCACGAGCUGGUCAACCACGUCACCGUGGAGCACGUCGGGGGACCCGAGCAGAGCAACCACGUCUGCUUCUGGGAGGAAUGUCCGCGCGAGGGGAAAGCCUUCAAGGCAAAGUAUAAACUGAUCAAUCACAUCCGAGUUCACACGGGAGAGAAGCCGUUCCCCUGCCCCUUCCCCGGCUGCGGGAAGGUAUUCGCGCGCUCGGAGAACCUCAAGAUCCACAAGAGGACCCACACAGGCGAGAAGCCCUUCAAGUGCGAGUUUGACGGCUGUGACAGAAAAUUUGCCAACAGCAGUGACAGGAAGAAGCACUCUCAUGUCCACACGAGUGACAAGCCUUACUACUGCAAAGUGAGGGGCUGUGACAAGUCGUACACGCACCCCAGCUCCCUGCGCAAGCACAUGAAAGUCCACUGCAAGUCUCCUCCGCCCCCCUCGGCCAAUUCGGGACCCGCGUACCAUCCGUCGUCCGGCGGGCUCGCCGAUAGCCUCUCUCCGGCCGCGGAGCCCCACAGGAGCCGCUCCACGAACCUUUCUCCUCAGGUGACCAACCUCAACGAGUGGUACGUGUGCCAAGGGAGCGCCGUCCCCAACCACCUCCACACCCCCUCCAGUGACGUGCCAACGUCGGAAUCCGACGACGAGGACUCUUACAGACACUCAGAUCCGAGGACAAUGCUCUGAUGGGAGCACACCAGGAAUAUAUUUAUGUUACAUUCCCACCCCCACUGUGUUUUUUGUUAACUAAAUGUGCUCGAUGCACUUACAUAAGCAUUCCAGGAUGGAGGAAGGACGCGCAACAGCGCCGCGGAUGUCAGGUGGUGAAGAGCAUCUGCCCUCAGCACCUACCCGUUUGCCCUUAAGAUGUGCGCUCGUGUCGCCAUUAGGUUUCCCAUUCAUACCGUAACGACUGCAAAGCAGUGGACUGGACAGGCAUUUUGGAUACAAACGGCAGAGAAUGAAUGAAUGAAUAAUAGAGCGAGGCCUAUUGAGCGACAGCACAUGGGACCACUUCGCACCCAUCUCUCGAAACGCUGGUCGGGGCUGCAGGCGAGCUCCUGCUCCUGCAUUCACAACGCGCUCUUAGUUGAUUGAGUCAUAUCCAGUCUGUGAAGGUGCGCCGACACUGGUCGUGUGAAACAAUAAGCAGUUAAUUAAUGUGCUUGUAUCGAUGAGUGGACAGAUUUAUGUAGCUUAUGUUCCCCCGAGAGGUCUUCUUUAUGGUGAUGUACUGACGUGGAGUGUCUGAGGGACAGUUAUUCUUUUUAUCAA